Molecule: messenger RNA, 2183 nt
Organism: Bombyx mori (domestic silkworm)
Lineage: Eukaryota; Metazoa; Arthropoda; Insecta; Lepidoptera; Bombycidae
Gene: Ythdc1
Product: YTH domain-containing protein 1
Exons: 1
Coding region: 430-1758 (442 amino acids)
Biological process (GO): mRNA splicing, via spliceosome; regulation of alternative mRNA splicing, via spliceosome
Cellular component (GO): nucleoplasm
Molecular function (GO): N6-methyladenosine-containing RNA reader activity; mRNA binding
Source: RefSeq, a predicted model, not a curated record
AAGGAUUAUUUGUUUUCAUACUCUUCCAAUAUUGUAGAGGAUUGUUUGUUCUUGCAAGUAAAGGCAAUUCUAAGUAUUGUCGUAAUGUUUUAAUACUCUCAGUUGAAAAUUUGGUUUCUUCGGCUCAAAAUGGUCCCACUUCGAUUUUAUAAAAGAAAAUCGAUUGCAAAUGAUGAUCGUGAUAAUCGAUUAAUCGAUUAUUGAUAAUCAAUUCCGCACACCACUACUAGCUUGUUUAAAUAGGUAGGGUAUUAGUUUUCAUGUACGGUAAUACUUGUCGUAAAUCAGUUGGUUAGCUUGUAUAUUUAUUGUUUUCUUUUGAUUCUACAAUGUGGAUUAAUAAAUAAAUAAAAAAUCAUUCUCGCGGAAAUAAAAUCAAGUUUUCAACCCUAGUGUUUAAACUAUCACAAUAUCAAUACUGUUUUGAAGAUGGAGACCUCUAACAACACAGACGCCGUCAACCUUGGUGUUGGUGAAGUGGAAGCAGAAAUCGGAGAGGAACUCAAACAGUUAGAGGAAGGUAAAGAUUAUGAUACACGCAGUGAAGUAUCUAGUUCUUCAUCAAGUGGAUCAAGUUCACCAAGCAUAAGUUCUGCCAGCACUAAAUCCAAGGAAAGUCGUGUGAUCCGCAAACGUUCCAAGUCCAAAAGUCGUUCGCCUGUAGGAAGAAAGCGCAAGUGUGUCCGUAGCACAACAAAUGUGAAAACCUACGAUUAUAUGACAAAAUUGAACUACUUGUUUCGAGACACACGAUUUUUCCUGAUAAAAUCGAAUAAUGCUGAAAACAUAACACUUUCAAAAGCAAGAGGAGUGUGGUCCACUUUACCACAAAAUGAAGCCAAUUUGAAUCAAGCAUACAGAGAGUCUCGCAAUGUAUUGCUAAUAUUUUCGGUCAAAGAGAGUGGGAAAUUUGCUGGUUUUGCUCGGUUAGGAAGUGAAUCACGACGAGAUGUACCACCAAUAUCAUGGGUGCUACCCCCAGGCCUUUCAGCCAAAGUACUUGAUGGAGUUUUCAAAGUUGACUGGAUUUGUCGAAAAGAAUUGUCAUUUAAUAGUACCUUGCAUCUUUACAACCCAUGGAAUGAAGGUAAGCCCGUCAAAAUUGGAAGAGAUGGGCAAGAAAUAGAACCAAAAGUUGCAGAAGAGCUAUGUAGGCUGUUUUCAGAAGAUGAAGGUAUUGAAAUGACUCCUAUUUUACGGAAGUCUAAAGAGGCAUCAAAAAAAUCAUAUGUUAAAAGUGGAGGUAACUAUCGAACAUAUCGUGCCCCAUUGGCUUUUAGAGGCUCAUCAUUUCGACAUAGAUUAGGUCCAAGAAAUAGGAGAAAGAUAUACCAACCACCCAGAAAUCGAGUUACAGGCCCUUAUAAAAGAAGGUCACCUUCUCCAUAUUUACGGGAUCGCUUUCCAAUGUGGUUUGGACGUAAUCGUGAAAGCUACAAUAAUACAAGUUCAGCAGCUGCAGAAGCCUAUGUAGCAGAGUAUAUGCGAUCCAUGCAUCAUCAAUUGCCUCCGUUACCAUAUGUUGCUCCUCCAGGUUUCAGUGGAGCUCUGACACCAUAUGACGGUAUACCACCACCACCUCCACCCCCACCUCCACCUCGCUACUAUGACCUUGCUGAAUAUCCUCGUUCUGUUCUUCUUUAUGAUAAAAGAUCUUAUGAACGGUCAGUAGAUGAAUUUUUAUGGCGAACUGCUGAUCGAUCUCGGGGGCGAAGUCGUGAACGUGAUUCAAGCAGGUCUUAUCGUGAUCGACGCUAAGUUUUUUAACGUCCAUGUAUUGAUCUAUUUUAUUAUUACUAAAUAAAAAGUUGUGCUAGAACUGUGAACUUUUUUCAUGAAUAAGUGUUGUGAACUUUUAUACACGGACAACCAUUUGCUUUGAACAUUUUUUUUAAAUGGGUUCGAAGUGAGAAUAUUGAAGUGAUUUUGAAAUUAUUAUUUUGAUGGGUCUUUGAAUGUGCUGUGUUUAUUUAACUGGCCAAAAGACAAUUUACUUAAAGGGACAUGUGUGAUUUUUUUCAGGUCAUACAUGAUGAUGUAGGUUAACUUAUCAUCAUAUUAGAAUUUUAAUAGCAACUGAAGAGUUGCAAAAAGUAUCUGUGAUAUCUGUAUUAAAAAUAAUUUUAGAUACAAUUUACUCAAUGAAAACCAAAGAAAUAAAUCGUUUUUGAACUUUAAUUAAA